Rhinichthys klamathensis goyatoka is the source of this 1025-nucleotide messenger RNA. RefSeq names its product GRAM domain-containing protein 2B-like. Lineage: Eukaryota; Metazoa; Chordata; Actinopteri; Cypriniformes; Leuciscidae. The transcript has 12 exons. The record is from RefSeq and is a predicted model, not a curated record. The coding region runs from base 40 to 1023 and encodes 327 amino acids.
GCCGACGCUCAGUGGAAACACGUCUGGAUCUCACGCGUGAUGGGAAGUAAAAAAGCAAACAGGAAAUUUUCCCUGGACAGCUCAGGAUAUCAACUGGAGAUCAGCGGAGUCUCAGUCAAGCCCAAGCACAGCAUGUUGUUGAGAAGAUCUUCAGAGAUCAGAAGCUUGCAGAGUCCAGACGAAACGCAUCCGGAGAUCCUGGAGCACAACAGCAGCGUCACACGCAGAUCCACGAUCAUCGAGGAGGAGGGCCGGACCAGAUUCAGCGUUCACAACAGUUUCAAGAACCACAGCAGAACCUUCCGCAAGCUCUUCCCUGAGAUCCCGGAGGAUCUGGAGCACGUGUUCACCUGUGCUCUGCAUAAGGAGGUGCUUUACCACGGAAAGAUGUACGUGUCGCGUCAGCACAUCUGCUUCCACUCGUCUGUGCUGCUCAAGGACACCAAGGUGAUGAUCCACAUCUCCAGCGUUCUGACUAUAAAGAAGAAACACACCGCUAAGAUCGUUCCCAACGCUGUCGCUGUCAUCACUGACGACGGACACAAGUACGUGUUCGGCUCGCUGAGGAACCGAGAGUCGUGUUUCCGGCUGCUGCAGUCGCUCUGCCCGCAGACGGAGAUCCUCAGCAGAAAGUCCUCCGCUGAACACACUCCUGAGAUGGACUGCGACAGAAUCUCCAGCUAUUCGAGUCUAGAGGAGAAUCCUGAGAAUCAAACGAUUCCUCUGAACGAACAGACUCUCACCGACUCUCAAACAUCAGUCCGAAGCAGCUCGACGACACCUGACUCAAGCCGAAACACACCAGAGCAACACACCACAGCGCUCUCCUGGGUUUCCAUGGUAACAGAGAAGGUCCGAUCGUCCAAUGACACGCUCCGACUCAACAAGCUCCUGCUCUUCUAUCUGAUCCUAGCGGUCCUCCUCCUGUUGUCGUCGGGUUACAUCGGGCUGAGGAUCGUGGCGCUGGAGGAGCAGCUGAGCAUUCUGGGAUCUCUGCCGGAGUUCACACAGCAGAAAGAGUGAGU